Molecule: messenger RNA, 636 nt
Organism: Solanum lycopersicum (tomato)
Lineage: Eukaryota; Viridiplantae; Streptophyta; Magnoliopsida; Solanales; Solanaceae
Product: lysine-rich arabinogalactan protein 19-like
Source: RefSeq, a predicted model, not a curated record
AUGGCCACUUCUUUACACUUACUCCCCUCUAUUCUCUUUGCUCUUUUGUUUUUCUCAACUCCAACUCUCUCUAGGAAUAUUAUUUUUUUGGAUGAUACACCAAUUGCACCUUCUCCUAGUGAUGAUACAUCAACCUCAAUUAGCCCAUUAGGUUCCGGAGAUAUUACUAUUUCACCGUCUCCUCAUGAUUCACCGGUAGAUGUGCAAGUUAAUUCACCAUCUAUUAUUUCACCCUCUUCUCAAGAUUCACCGGUAGAUGCGCCAGUUAGCCCACCAUCUAUCAGAGAAAUUCCUAUUUCACCCUCUCCUCAAGAUUCACCUGUAGAUGCGCCAGUUAGCCCACCAUCUACCGGAGAAAUUACUAUUUCACCCUCUCCUCAAGAUUCACCGAUAGAUGCCCCAGUUAGCCCACCAUCUACUGGAGAAAUUACUAUUUCACCUUCUCCUCAGGAACAUAAACAUCAUCACCACCAUCAUCAUCACCAUGGUCAUGAAAGUCACCAUCAUGGACAUGAAGAUGUACCAACACCAUCUCCUUCUCUUGAAGAUCAAUCAACACCAACUCCUUCUCCUGAAGUUUCAAGUGAUGCUUUUGAAUAUUUAGAUGAUAGUCGUUUCUCUUUCUUAAUGUUGUAA